Staurois parvus is the source of this 309-nucleotide messenger RNA. Lineage: Eukaryota; Metazoa; Chordata; Amphibia; Anura; Ranidae. The record is from the annotation of a GenBank genome assembly.
UACAGGAGAUGACCAGAGAGACUACGGACAUAGUACAGGAGAUGACCAGAGACUGCGGACACAGUACAGGAGAUGACCAGAGACUGCGGACACAGUACAGGAGAUGAUCAGAGACUGCGGACACAGUACAGGAGAUGACCAGAGACUGCGGACAUAGUACAGGAGAUGACCAGAGACUGCAGACAUAGUACAGGAGAUGACCAGAGACUGCGGACAGUACAGGAGAUGACCAGAGACUGCGGACACAGUACAGGAGAUGACCAGAGACUGCGGGCAGGGGAUGACCAGAGACUGCGGACACAGUACAGG